This is a messenger RNA of Pelagomonas calceolata, 2793 nucleotides long. The record is from the annotation of a GenBank genome assembly. Lineage: Eukaryota; Pelagophyceae; Pelagomonadales; Pelagomonadaceae.
CAGGGUGUGGGGGGGUACCCCUCUACACUAAACUCCAAGGGUCUCCUUGGCCAAAGAUCAUUUGGGAGAGGUAGAGGUGUCCAACGGUGCAGCCAUCGGUGGCGCACUCGUACAAAGCUGGUGUUUUUUGCCCCUUAUUCCAAAAAGGGGAAAAACCCGUGAGGCCCUUGCGGGGCUGCCGCGCUGAGCCGCUAAAAAUCCAACAAACAACCAGCACCCACCCAAUCGAACCGCCUCAGUACAACCCAAGCGCCGCUCAAGCUUUUUCCAGCCCGGAGAGCACCACACGCCCCGGAGAGCCCUUUUAAUUCCAGCCACUAAAAAACGCUGCGGACGCUGCGCGAGGGAGCAAAAAACGCUGCGGAACGCUGCGCAAGGGAGCAAAGAUGGCCCUCACCAACCUCAAACGCCUGUUAGUAGCCAACCGCGGCGAGAUAGCCUGCCGCGUCAUGAACUCCGCCCGCGCGUUAGGACUCGACACCGUCGCGGUCCACAGCGAGGCCGACGCGCGCGCCAAGCAUGUAAAAUAUGCCGACGAAGCCGUCCAGGUCGGCAGCGGGUCGGCGGCGACGACGUCCUACCUCGACGCCGACGCGGUGUUGGAAGCGGCACGGGCGACGGGCGCCGACUGCAUCCAUCCCGUGCCUAGCGACGUCUCAAAACACUCUUCUGUGGCGCGUCGAUGGCGUCUGGGGGACGCUGGCCAUCGACGCGGUCACACCGGUCUGGACGACGCCACCGCGAGAGAGAAACAGGGAAAAUCGCGAGAGGUAGAAAACAAAAAAACAAACGCAGGGCUACGGCUUCCUCUCCGAGAACGCGGCCUUCGCGCGGCGCUGCGCCGAGGCGGGCAUUACUUUCGUGGGCCCGCCGGCCGCGGCGAUCGACGCCAUGGGCGACAAGGUCGAGUCGAAGCGCAUCGCGGAGGCGGCCGGCGUGAGCGUGAUCCCGGGCUUCAACGGCGUCGUCGAGUCGGCGGAGCACGCCGUCGCCGUCGCCGAGGACAUCGGCUACCCGGUACGUGACGCGGCGUUAGCGAGGGCGCCUUCGGCUCGACGGCGUGGAGGCAAGACACGUCGCGUCGAUGGCGUGCUGGUGGCGCAAGUCCAUUGCCCCACAAAAGCACGCCAUCGCCGCGACCGCUAGAGACGCCGCCGUCGGGAACAGGGGGCGCAGAAAGAAGAAAGCAACGACACACAGGUCAUGCUCAAAGCGAGCGCGGGCGGCGGCGGCAAGGGCAUGCGCGUGGCCCGCGACGCGCGCGAGGUCGCCGAGUGCUUCGCCCUCGCGACGGACGAGGCCAAAAAGAGCUUCGGCGACGACCGGCUGCUCGUGGAGAAGUUCGUGGCGGCGCCGCGCCACGUCGAGAUCCAGCUCGUGGCCGACGCGCACGGCAACGUGGCCUGCUUCCCGGAGCGCGAGUGCUCCGUCCAACGCCGCAAUCAGAAGGUCGUCGAGGAGGCGCCGUCGCCCUUCGUCCAUCAAAGGCCCGAGUUGCGAGCGAGGAUGCAGGCCGAGGCCGCGCAGCUCGCGACUGCGGUGGGCUACACGAGCGCGGGCACGGUCGAGAUGCUGGUCGACGCGACGACGGCGGACUUUUAUUUUUUGGAGAUGAAUACGAGAUUGCAGGUCGAGCACCCCGUGACCGAGGCCGUCUCGGAUCAGGAUUUGGUGGCGUUGAUGUUGCGCGUGGCCGACGGGCAGGCUUUACCAUCAGAACUAGUGGGCAGCGUGCCGCCCGUCGGCUGGGCCAUCGAGUCGCGUAUUUAUGCGGAGGACGCGGCGCGCGGCUUCGUGCCGUCGACGGGGUCGCUGACCGCCUACGCGAACCCGCCCGCGUCGAUCGAGUUCUUUCACGCGAGCGAUGUUCGAGUGGAUGCGGCCGUCGAGGACGGCAGCGAGGUCGGGAUUUUUUAUGAUCCCAUGAUCUCCAAGGUCAUCACGCGGGGCGAGGACCGAGCGGCCGCGCUCGACGCGCAGCGCCGCGCGCUGGACGCUUAUGUGGUCGAGGGUCUGGUGCACAACGUGCCGUUCUGUCGGGACGUGUGCAGUCAUGAAGCGUUUCUGAGCGGCGACUACACGACGGCGUUUAUCGAGGAGCACUACCCUGGUGGGUUCGACGAAGGGAGUGUACUGACAAACAUGGCUCCGCAAGAUCUGGCAAAGCUCGCUUGUUUAGUUCUUGGUGUUGACGCUGCUUCAAAAGAAGUGCGGGGCGAAUUACAACCGGCGGGGCCCCAGGUCGUUUUGCUGAGGACGGCGCGCGCGGACGCCGAGCUCGUGUUUGAGGUCGAUGGUUUUGAUGGAGCCUACACCGUUAGGUAUGAGGGAGAAGAACAUCAAAUUGAGCUUGAUAAAGCGGCCUGGGCCGCGCCGCUCGCGACGCCGCUGGUACUCAAUGACGGUGCGGUCGCGUGCCAGUACGUUUCAACUGAUGCGCGGCCGGGUUUUGAUCAUGCGCUGCGCGUGCGCGGCGUCCGCGUCGACGCGGCCGUGCGCACACCACAAACGCACGCGCUGUCAAAGCACAUGAAGCCAGCGGCGGCCGAGGCCGCGGCCGCGGGCCUCGCGUGCCCCAUGCCCGGCACGCUGCUGCGCUUCGAGGCCGAGGUGGGGGCCACGGUCGAGGCGGGCGAGCCGCUCGCCGUCGUCGAGGCGAUGAAGAUGCAGAACGUCCUGCGGGCCGAGGCGCGCGUCGUCGUCGACGAGCUCCUCGCCGACGUCGGGGACGUCGUCGCCGCGGACCAGAUGCUCAUGACGUUUGUGGUCUCUGACUAAUAUCUAGGUAGUGUG